Molecule: messenger RNA, 6939 nt
Organism: Engraulis encrasicolus (European anchovy)
Lineage: Eukaryota; Metazoa; Chordata; Actinopteri; Clupeiformes; Engraulidae
Product: FRAS1-related extracellular matrix protein 2-like
Exons: 13
Coding region: 133-6939 (2268 amino acids)
Biological process (GO): anatomical structure morphogenesis; cell communication
Cellular component (GO): membrane
Source: RefSeq, a predicted model, not a curated record
UCCGCACGGAUACGAGUCUCAGAAUCCCCAGCAGUCUAUUCAUUCUUUUUUAACUUUUAUAACGUGAUUUACUUUGUGUUCGUGGUGUAUGUUACGACAGCAGUGAAUCCUCGCCGUGGGUUCUCUGCACAAAUGGCUUUCAAUAUUUCCCUGCAGCGGCAUGGAAUUUCUACAAUCGCCCUUCUCCUCCACUUUCUUGCGAGUGCAUUGACUUUGACAGGGUAUGCAUCGGCGCAGGUCUUUGACAGUUUGGGAUUAUCAUAUGGACUUAGAACUGACCUUUCUGAGGAUGCUAUACUAGUUGCCAAUAAUGGAAUACGUGUGCCUUUCGGAAGAUCCAUUUUCGUGGAUCCUAUCAAUGAUUUGGUCACCCAAGUUCAGCCGGGAGACAAAUGCACCAUUACCGUGCUGGAUAACGACCCCUUGUCACAGCGGCCGGGGCUGCUAUCCCCGAAAAAGUUUCCCUGCGAAUUCGGUCCCAACGACGUGAAGUACUCACACUUCGGAUCACGGAGCCCGGCGAAGGACAGGGUGAGGUUGCAACUCCGUUAUGACACCCAAACUGAUACGGUUAUUGUGCCGUUUAUGAUGGAGGUUGAGGUGAUCUUUACACAGUUGGAGGUACUGACAAGAAAUCUCCCACUCACGGUGGAAAGGCUCUUAGGCACAAGUAACCCCAUUGAUAAGAGAAUACUGGAAUUUACUUACGACAGAAAUGCACAUCAGUGCAAAGUCGCAUCCAUGGCCAGUGGAAGUGCUUUACCCAGGUACGGCAAACUUAUUGACGAGGGGAAAUUGGGAAAGAUGGUGGACUGUGAUGAAUUUCUCAAACUCAAUAUUCGUUAUCAGCACACGUUUGCCCACCGCUCCCCCAACAGGGAUUACAUACCAAUGUUUGUGGAGUUGCAAGACAAAGAGGGGAACAUAUUAAACCAGGAGUUUUUCCAGAUCAUGGUGCGCAUUAGAGAGGGAGAGGACAAUACCCCCCCAAAGCCCAGCUUUGUGGCCAUGAUGAUGAUGGAGGUAGACCAGUUUGUAAUGACAGCCAUAACUCCUGACAUGUUGGCCGCAGAGGACAUUGAGUCCAAUGCAGAUGAUUUAAUAUUUAAUAUCACAGGCCCAUUGUCUUUCGAGGAGGGCUACAUUGUGAGUACAGAUGAUAGGAAUUUGCCCAUCACCUCUUUCUAUCAGAGGGAUUUAAAAGAGCUGAAAAUAGCCUACAAGCCCCCCUCGGUGGACUCAGACAGUGAGCGAAUCUUCCAAAUUGAGUUUGAGGUCGUGGACACGGAGGGGGCGCCGUCCGACUCCUUCGCCUUCAUGAUCGUAGUCAAGCCCAUGAACACGCUGGCCCCCGUGGCCACCCGCAACACGGGUCAGCUGCUGUACGAGGGCCAGUCCAGGCCCCUCUCCAGCUCCCACAACCUGGAGAUCAGCGACGAGGACAACUUGGAUGCCGUGCGCGUCAGUGUCAUCGACGGCCUGCGGCAUGGCCACCUGACCAUCCUGGGCUCUCGCAGGAAGUUUUUCACCCCCGCCGACCUGGACAGCGGCGUGGUGGUGUACCAGCAUGACGGCAGCGACACGUACAGCGACAACAUCAUCUUCCGGAUGACGGACGGCAAGCAUGAGGUGGAGUUCCUGUUCCCCAUCACCGUGGUGCCCAUGGACGACGAGCCGCCAAUCAUCAACGCCAACACGGGCCUGGUGCUCUUCAAGAACCAGAUGAUGCCCAUCUCACCCCUGACGCUCAGUGCCGCCGACAUUGACUCAGAGGACUCCACCAUUAAGUUUGUCAUGCAGCCCCCCUUUUCGGGCAUCGGGGAGGUGCUGCUACGGCAGGCCGAGGCGCCUGAGGACCCCUCAACGUGGCGGUUCAACACCGAAGACGAGAUGUACGAGAAGACGGUGACGGAGUGGCUGCAGCAGGACAUCACGGACGGCAAGCUCUUCUACAGACACACUGGGCCUCACAUCACCAAGCCCGUCAUGGACCAAUUUGUAUUCCGCGUACAGGACGACAACGACCCGCCGAAUCAGUCGGACGACAGCUCGUUUGUCAUCAAGGUGUUGCCCAUCGAUGACAUCCCUCCUGAGCUCUACCCUGACACCACCCUGCAGAUGACUGUCCAUGAGUACCAGCUCACACACUUCCGUAAGAAGUUCUUGCGUUACACUGACUUGGACUCUGAGGACCGCGACCUGAAGUACACAGUCACGAAACCCCCCACUGACAUAGACGCAAACAACCCCCUCGUCUUUGGGUCGAUCGUUUUGACCGAAAGCCCAGACGUCCAGGUCACGGAGUUCACCCAGGCCCAGAUAAAUCACCACAAGAUCGCCUACAAGCCGCCGGACGUGGAGCUGGGCAUCAUCGCCCACGUGGUGCAGUUCACUUUCACCGUGGAAGACACGGCCGGGAACAGCGUCACGGGAUCCUUUGACAUAUUCCUCCAGCCCGUCGACAACAAGCCGCCCCAGAUAACCAACUCCGGCUUCACCGUGCUGGAGGGCAGCACGCACGUUAUCACCAGGGAGGAACUCGACACCGAGGACCAGGACACCGACAGCAGCCAGAUAUCCUUCACCAUCAUCCAGCUGCCGCUGCACGGCGUGGUCCAGUACACGUUCACCGACCUCACCAAAGGCGACGCGUUUAAUCUGCUGGACAUCUCGGACGGCAAGAUCUCCUAUGUGCACAACGGAGACGAGUCCACCAGCGAUUACUUCCAGAUAGAUGUUAGCGACGGCGUCCAUGUCGUCACCAUCACUGUCAGGGUGACUGUGAAGCCUGUCGAUGAUGAAAAGCCUACUAUUAGCUUGCCAGCUGGCACCAUUGGCUCACACAUCGACGUGCUGGAGAACGGGGCCACAGAAAUCACCACCAGCGUCAUCCAGGGACGCGACGAAGAUACGGACGACCUCCGUCUGACCUUUAUCGUAGAAGACCCCCCUGUGUUUGGUCAAAUUCUGCUAAACGGCGUGCCUGCCUCCAGGUUCACCCAAGCAGAUGUAAUCAGCGGCUUUGUGGUGUACGCCCACACAGGCGGAGAGAUCGGCCUCACCACCAAAGAGGACGGGUUUAAUUUGACUUUGACGGACAUGUCAGACGAAUGGACUGUUGGGGGUAACAAGAUCACAGGGGUCAGAGUUCAUGUCACCAUCCUCCCCCUGGACAGCCAGGCCCCUGAGGUCUUUGUAGGCCCCCUGUUCAGCGUAGUGGAGGGAGAGAAGAAUGUCAUUGAGAUCCUACACAUCAGCGCAGAUGACGUAGACACACCCAAUGACGACCUGCUGUGCACGAUCAUCGUCCAGCCCUCAUCAGGCUAUGUGGAAAACAUCUCCCCCGCCCCAGGCUCGGAGAAGUCAAGGUCGGGAACGGCCAUCAGCGCUUUCACCAUGAAGGACAUCAGGCAGGGCCACAUCUACUACGUGCAGAGCAUCCACAAAGGCGUGGAGCCAGUGGAGGACAGGUUCACGUUCAGGUGCUCCGACGGCAUCAACUACUCCGAGAAGCAUUUCUUCCCCAUCGUCAUCAUCCCGUCCAACGACGAGAAGCCUGAGAUGUACAUGAGGGAGUUUGUGGUGAUGGAGGGCAUGAACAUCGUCAUUGACACCCCGAUUUUGAACGCGGCUGAUGCCGAUGUCCCAUCUGACGAACUGACGUUUAUUAUAAUCAGACCCCCCAAACACGGAGUCAUUCUCAACCAGUUGACCUCUGGCACGGUGACAGUUUCAAACUUCACCCUCGACCAGAUCAGAGAGGCUUCUAGUAUAGUUUAUGAGCAUGACGACUCAGAGACCACAGAAGACAGCUUCACUGUCAUUCUCACGGAUGGAAAAUUCACAGUGGAGAAGGAUGUUCUCAUCAUGGUUAUCCCGGUCGACGAUGAAACACCCAGGAUGGCCAUCAACGAUGGGCUGGAGAUUGAGAUUGGGGAUGUCAAAGUGAUCACCAAUAGGAUUUUAAAAGCCACUGACCUGGACUCAGAGGACAGCACUCUGACCUACAUCAUUCGCUAUGGCCCAAACCAAGGAUAUCUGCAACGGAGAACACCGUUCGGAUACCUGGAGAACAUCACCAUCGGCAUGAACUUCACGCAGAACGAAGUAGACCAAGACCUCAUCAUUUACAUCCACAACGGCCAGGAGGGCAUCCGCGACCUGAUCAAAUUCGACGUGACCGACGGCCUCAAUCCUUUGAUCGACCGCUACUUCUAUGUGACAGUGGGCAGCAUAGACAUGGUCUUCCCGGAUGUCGUCAACAAAGGUGUGUCCUUGAAAGAAGGCGGCAGGGUCACCCUCACCACGGACCUGCUCAGCACCCACGACCUGAACAGCCCAGACGAACACCUGGUCUUCACCAUCACACGGGCCCCGAUGCGCGGCCACCUGGAGUGCACCGACACACCGGGGAUGCCCAUCAGCUCCUUCACCCAGCUCCAGCUGGCCGGCAACAAGGUCUACUAUAUCCACACGGCUGAUGAUGAAGUCAAGAUGGACAGCUUCGAGUUUGAGGUGACGGACGGUUACAACCCAGUCUUCCGCACCUUCCGGGUCUCCAUCACGGACGUGGACAACAAGAAGCCCGUGGUGACGGUGCACGGGCUGGUGCUGAGUGAGGGCGAGAGCAAGCUCAUCACACCCUUCGAGCUGACCGUGGAGGACCGUGACACGGUGGACCGCCUGCUGAGGUUCACAAUCACCCAGGUGCCCGUGCACGGCAAGUUGCUGUUCAACAACAGCCAUCCUGUCACGUCGUUCACCAAGCAGGACCUGAACGAGAACCUCAUCAGCUACCGGCACGACGGCACUGAGUCCUCCCAGGACUCCUUCUCUUUCACCGUCACUGACGGCACGCACACAGACUUCUACGUCUUCCCCGACACGGUCUUUGAGACGCGCAAGCCGCAGACCAUGAAGAUCUCCAUCCUGUCGGUGGACAACGGCGUGCCGCAGAUCGUGGUCAACAAGGGCGGGGCGACGCUGAGGGUGCUGUCCACGGGACACCUGGGCUUCCUGAUCACCAGCAAGGCGCUGAAGGCCGAGGACAGGGACAGCCUGCAGUUGGCCGUGACCUUCAGGAUCACCGUGGGACCGGAGCACGGAUACCUCAUCCACCUGGGCAAGGGCAACGUCACCGUCACCACCUUCACCCAAGCUGACAUUGAUGACAUGCAUAUAUGCUACGUCCUGAGAGAUGGGGACAAUGCCACCAGCGACGUCUUUUACUUCUCCAUAGAGGAUAUUGGAGGGAACCGCCUGAAGAACCAGCAGUUCCGUCUGAACUGGGCCUGGAUCUCGCUGGAGAGGGAGCACUACGUGGUGGACGAGGAGGCCAAGCAGCUGGAGGUGGUGCUGAAGAGGAGGGGGUACCUGGGGGAGACCUCCUUCGUCAGUAUUGGCACCAAGGAUGGCACGGCGGUGAAGGACAAAGACUUCCGUGGCAAGGCCCAGAAGCAGGUGCAGUUCAACCCCGGCCAGACCACGGCCACCUGGAAGGUGCGCAUCCUGAGCGACCAGGAGUACGAGCAGUCGGAGACCUUCCAGAUCGUUCUGUCCGAGCCGGUCAUGGGCGCCCUGGAGUUCCCCGAGGUGGCUACCGUGGAGAUCGUCGACCCUGGAGACGAGUCUACAGUGUUCAUCCCGUCGGACUCCUACUCCAUUGAAGAGGACAUCGGGGAGCUCCUGAUCCCAGUCAGGCGCAGCGGAGACACCAGCCAGGAGCUCAUGGUGCUCUGCUUCACACAGCAAGGCUCAGCCACAGGGACGGUGCCCACCACCGUGCUGUCCUACUCGGACUACAUCUCGCGGCCCGAGGAGCACACCAGCAUGGUGCGCUUCGACAAGGACGAGACGGAGAAGGCGUGCCGCGUGGUGGUGAUCGACGACUCGCUGUACGAGCCCGAGGAGAGCUUCAACGUCACCCUCAGCAUGCCCAUGGGAGGACGCCUGGGCAUGGAGCACCCCUCCGCCAGGGUCCUCAUCCUGCCAGAUGCCGACGACGCUCCUGUCUUCUACUUUGGUGAUACGGAUUACCACGUGGACGAGAGCGAUGGCUAUGUGGAGGUGAAGGUGUGGCGGACAGGCACGGACCUCAGCCAGACCGGAACCGUGACUGUGCGCUCCCGCAAAACCGAUCCCGUCUCCGCAGAAGCUGGCCUGGACUACGUUGGCAUCAGUCGGAACUUGGACUUUGCCCCAGGAGUGACCAGCCAGACAGUUAAGGUCACUAUUCUGGACGACCUGGGCCAGCCGGUUCUGGAGGGCGCGGAGAAGUUCGAGCUGGUCCUACGUAUGCCCAUGAACGGCAUCCUGGGAGAACCAGCCAGGACAACUAUCUUCAUCAACGACUCUGUGUCUGACUUGCCGAAGGUGCAGUUCCGUGACAGCAUGUACAUGGGCAAUGAGAACGCGGGCCAGAUCUCUGCCCUGGUGUACCGCAGUGGAGACUUGAGCUACAAGUCCACCGUGCGCUGCUACACGCGCCAGGGCACCGCGCAGGUCAUGAUGGACUUCAACGAGAGACCCAACACCGACGACUCCACCAUCACCUUCCUGCCCGGUGAGGUAGAGAAGCCUUGUGUGUUGACCCUGGUAGACGACACUGAGCAUGAGGAGACAGAGGAGCUGCGUCUGGUCUUGGGCACCCCCAGGAGCGAGUCUCCUUUCGGGGCCUCCAUCGGCACACAGAACGAGACCCUGGUCAAGAUUAAAGAUGACGCUGACAAGUCUAUUAUCAAGUUUGCGGAGACCAAGUUCAGCGUGAGCGAGCCCAAGGUGCCGGGCCAGGUGUCGGUGGUGAAGAUUCCAGUGAUCCGCAUCGGGGACACGUCCAAGGUGUCCGUGGUGCGAGUGCACACCAAGGACGGAUCUGCGUCCUCAGGCGAAGAUUACCAUCCCGUGUCAGAGGGUAAGGAUGCCUUGCAAGGAGGAAUUUAA